GUUUGCCAUUUUCGGCUUUUUGACACUAGCUCCGGCUUUCUUUUCCUCUGUUCGUUAUUCCGUGUGCUUCCUUGUUUAUUUGUUUGUCUGUUUGUUUGUUUGUUUGUUUGUUUUAGAAACAUUAUUAUUUUCUAGACUUUUGUUAUAAAGGCGAACAUCAUUUCUGUUUGUAGAAGCGUUUAAAAACUAGAGUUAAUAACCGUAGGUGUAAAUAAAGAUAGUUGGUAGAAUCGGUGUUAGCGGUUUGCUAGUGGCUUUGUUCAGUAAAGGGGGAUAGCAUAGCGCUUAGCCUAGCCUAGCCUAGCCUAGCUUAGCUUAGCUUAGCUUAGCUUAGCUAGCACUUUCAUUAGCUUUUGGAGUUAGUAUAAAUUUAAGUAAAUGACAAGGUCGUAUAUUUGUGUCUAGGAGAAGGACAGGAUAGUUAAAGAGCUGUGUUUCAGUGUUAUUGUGAGUUUCUGUACAAUACUCAGGGUUAAGUGUGUGUGUGUGUGUGUGUGUGUGUGUGUGUUGCACUCCUCUCACCCCUCCUCCCCUUUAAAACUUGAUUAUACAAAACGGAGCAGUUCAGUGAGUUCAGUAUGAGUUAUAAACCCAUCGCUCCAGCACCUGCAGGCUCCAAUCACACACCUCCAGGGUCAUGCGGCUCGUCUCCGUCUCUGCCCUCGGCCUCCACCUUCAGACCAGCGUUCAGCGACUUCGGUCCGCCGUCCAUGGGCUUCGUACAGCCAGUGAAAGUGUCUCAGGGCUCCACCUACAGCGAGCUGCUGUCCGUUAUAGAGGAGAUGAGUCGAGAAAUCAGGCCCACGUACGCCGGCAGUAAAAGUGCCAUGGAGAGACUGAAGAGAGGAAUCAUCCACGCUCGAGCUCUAGUGAGAGAGUGUCUAGCUGAAACUGAGCGCAGCGCUCGCACAUAACACACAUCCACCUCUCUGUAUACGCUGUCUCUCCAUCUCUCUCUUAUUCUCACACACACACACUUUUACACACCACUGUUCCACAUAAUUACUUUUGUAAUUUCAAACUUUUUGCAGUUCUGUAUUUAAAUGCAAAAAAAAAACCCAAUAAAAAUCUGGUUUUGCAAUUAAA
Messenger RNA from Ictalurus furcatus (blue catfish), 1086 nucleotides. It is a transcript of the gene cdk2ap2, whose product is annotated as cyclin-dependent kinase 2 associated protein 2. Gene Ontology annotation, cellular component: cytoplasm; nucleus; microtubule. The coding region runs from base 579 to 914 and encodes 111 amino acids. NCBI's taxonomy places the organism in Eukaryota, Metazoa, Chordata, Actinopteri, Siluriformes, Ictaluridae. The record is from RefSeq and is a predicted model, not a curated record. The transcript is spliced from 4 exons. Gene Ontology annotation, biological process: negative regulation of G1/S transition of mitotic cell cycle; regulation of microtubule cytoskeleton organization.